AUGGCGUCUUUGUCGUGUCAGACUGUCCAGUGCGGCAAACAGUCCGCGGUGGAGGAGACCGAUCUGGUCGUGACAAAGGGAGGAAGAAGAAAUACGUUUGUCCCGAUUGCGACCGCAAGAUUCAGGAAGAGCCACGUGUACAGGAGUCAAGUGACAAGGAAUCACAACAUGGCGUCGCCGGAGACGCCGCUGAAGUGUCCUCAGUGCGGCCGCACGUACAAGAUGAAGCGGAACCUGAACACUCACAUGAGGUUCGAGUGCGGCGGCCAGAGGAACUUCACGUGUCACAUCUGCCCGGCGAAAUACACGCAGAAUAUCGGCCUUCGCCGGCAUUUACUCCAGAAACACAAUACCUAUCUGCCGCCGAAAUUCUCCGUCCCCAAACAGUCAGCCGCUGCCCGAGGCUCGAGGAACGGCUACUUCAGGAACACGGAAGCGUUCACGUGCCACCAGUGCGGCAGGUCGUAUCAGAUGCGGCACAAUCUGGUGAAACACUUGCGAUUCGAGUGCGGCGGACACAAGCACUUCGCGUGCAGCUUGUGCCCGGCCAGGUACACGCAAAACGGGAAGCUCAGGCAGCACAUGCUGAACGCACACAACAUCUUUAAAAAAAUACCUCCCCUUAAGAAGAAAGAGCAGAGUUUCUGCGAGAGGUAUGCGGUGACCGAUUUCUCUUCCAUGAAGAUCCCGCUGGUAGAGGCAAUGGACGUCACUGAAGAUAGGGAGUUUCAAUGCUUGACGUGCGGUAAAAAGUACUCGCUGAAGCACAACCUGACGAGGCACAUCCGAUACGAGUGCGGCGGCCAGCGAAGGUUCUCCUGCGUCCUCUGCCCGAAGAAGUACACGCAGAACACGACGCUUCAGAAACACCUGAUUCGAUACCACAACAUCUUGGUGCCUCAGAGAAGAUACAUCCCGCGGUUUAGAACACACCACGAUCCUCUAUCGAAUGUCGAGAACUAA
Messenger RNA from Nomia melanderi (Alkali bee), 963 nucleotides. Its product is annotated as zinc finger X-chromosomal protein-like. Gene Ontology annotation, biological process: regulation of transcription by RNA polymerase II. Gene Ontology annotation, cellular component: nucleus. The record is from RefSeq and is a predicted model, not a curated record. NCBI's taxonomy places the organism in Eukaryota, Metazoa, Arthropoda, Insecta, Hymenoptera, Halictidae. Gene Ontology annotation, molecular function: DNA-binding transcription factor activity, RNA polymerase II-specific.